CUCGGCAUAGACAGAGAAGGAGAGAGGAGCGCACAUGCAGGAUCCCUCCGACUGACUGCUCCGCUCUCCAGCCCUCUCUCCAGCCCUCUCUCCAGCCCGCUCUCAGCCCUCUCUCCAGGUGGCUCUCCAGGUGGCUCUCCCUGGCCAGGACUGAGGAAGAGAAGGAAUAAGAGAAAUACUGCAGUAACCAUCCAGCUGCUCUGUCUCUCUCUCUCCUUCCCUCGGUUUACCCCAUGCCAACUAUAUCAUGAACCUGAUUGCUGCUUGUUGCUAAGGACAGUGCAGGGGAGCAGUGGACAAGGCAGUGUUUUGUUGCGAAGGUCAGCGUUCAUGGCGGAGGGGACCAGAGACCAGGGGAGCAUCGGGAACUCAGAUCCAGAAGAGGACUCCCCCAACAUGACGGUCUACAGGAAGAUCGAAGACAUCAUUACCAGGAUUCAGGAUGAGAAGACCGGCGGUCUGGCCAUCCGCACCGUCAAGAGCUUCCUGUCCAGGAUCCCAAGUGUGGUGUCAGGAGCAGAUAUCGUUCAAUGGCUGAUGAAGAAUCUGUCCAUCGAGGAUGCCGUGGAGGCCGUGCACCUGGGCAGCCUGGUGGCCGCGCUGGGCUACAUGUUCCCCAUCUCUGACCAUGUCCUCACGCUGAAGGAUGACAGCACCUUGUACCGCUUUCAGGCUCCGUAUUUUUGGCCGUCUAACUGCUGGGAGCCUGAGAACACAGAUUAUGCUAUAUACUUGUGUAAACGCACCAUGCAGAAUAAAGCCAGACUGGAGCUAGCAGACUACGAGGCUGAGAACCUGGCCAGACUUCAGAGAGCCUUUGCCAGGAAGUGGGAGUUCAUCUUCCUGCAAGCAGAAGCACAAGUCAAGAUUGACAGGAAGAAGGAUAAAGCAGAACGGAAGAUUCUGGACAGUCAGGAGAGGGCGUUCUGGGACGUCCAUCGACCUGUGCCAGGCUGUGUUAACACCACAGAAAUGGACAUCCGCAAGUGCCGUCGAGAGAGGAAUCCACAGAGAGUCAAAAAGUCGGUGUACGGAGUGACGGACGAGGGCCAGACUCACAGCCCCGUCCACUUCCCCUUCCAGCCGGCCAGGAAGCUCACCAAAGGCGACAUGGAGAAGGAGAUCACCUUCCUCAACACCCAGCUGGACAGACACUGCAUGAAGAUGUCCAAGGUGGCAGACAGCCUCAUGAGCUACACGGAGCAGUUUGCAGAGUACGAUGCCUUCGUGUCGUUGCCGGAGCCGUCCAACCCCUGGAUCAGCGACGAUGCUGCCUUCUGGGACCUGGAGGCCAGCCGGGAUCCCAACCAGCGCCGAGUGAAGAGGUGGGGAUUCUCUCUGGACGAGGCCCUGAAGGAUCCGGCCGGGAGAGGCCAGUUCCUCCGCUUCCUGGAGUCGGAGUUCAGCUCGGAGAACCUCAAGUUCUGGCUGGCGGUGCAGGAGCUGAAGCGGAGGCCGCUGCAGGAGGUGGCAGGGCGGGCGCAGGAGAUCUGGAGAGAGUUCCUGGAGGAGGGAGCGCCCAACUCUAUCAACCUGGACUCCCGGAGCUACGAGCUCACCAGCCACAACCUCAGAGACCCUGGCCGCUACAGCUUUGAGGAUGCUCAGGAGCACAUCUUCAAGCUGAUGAAAAGCGACAGCUACGCCCGCUUCCUGAGAUCCAGCAUCUACCAGGACCUGCUGCUGGGCCGGAGGAAGACACAGCCAGAGAGCGAGCAGGGCCGUCGCACCUCCCUGGAGAAGUUCACCCGCAGCGUGGGCAAGUCUCUGACGGGCAAGCGCCUGACGGGCCUGAUGCAGUCGUCCUGACACAGCGGGGGGCCCAGACUGCCAUGCCCGAAGGGGGGACCACCACGCUGGGACCAGGCCAGGGACCAGCCUGGGGCCGGGGCUGGGGUUAAGGCCAGGAACGAGGCAAGGAUGAGGGUUAGGGGCAGGGCCGAGGCCA
Molecule: messenger RNA, 1948 nt
Organism: Osmerus eperlanus (European smelt)
Lineage: Eukaryota; Metazoa; Chordata; Actinopteri; Osmeriformes; Osmeridae
Product: regulator of G-protein signaling 6-like
Exons: 17
Coding region: 331-1809 (492 amino acids)
Biological process (GO): regulation of G protein-coupled receptor signaling pathway; positive regulation of GTPase activity; intracellular signal transduction
Cellular component (GO): neuron projection; cytoplasm
Molecular function (GO): GTPase activator activity
Source: RefSeq, a predicted model, not a curated record